GACCACACGCUGCUUGUCCAACCAGUCCAACGAGACAGAGGGACAAUGUCAGAGGGAGAAAAGCAGGAUAAUUAAGGAAGCAUUGGCUCUGUUGUAAUGAUGAUGGUUGACACUGUGAAGUAAAUGAGAGGGCAGAGAGCAGUAAAGGGAGAGAGAGAGAGAGAGAGAGAGAGAGAAAGUGAGAGAAUAUUUAAUGUGAAGCAGGAUCGGAUUUGGUCUUCCUUUCCAUUUUUUUUUAAACUUGCUGAUGGAGAACACAGAAGCCGACAUAGAGCAUGGUGAGAGCCCCCCACCGUACUACUUGGUGGUGAAGCCCAGUGAUCCCCCUCCUCCAUAUACAAGGGUCCAGCCAUUACCGGGCACCCCUCCAGUUGUCCCCUACUACAUCAACCAACCUCUUCCUCAAGUACUUGCUCCUCAUGUGCCUCAACGUAUUAUCACUACCACACAACAAGACCAGAGGCAGAGCAGACUGGUGGUGACACGGCACAAAAAAGCUUGCUGCUAUGGAGGCUCAGGAGGCUCUAUCCUUAUUUUAGUUCUCAUUGGAAUUGCAGUCUGGUUGGGAGUACGAUAUGGCAUGUCAUUGAUGUCCAGAGGGAAGUCGGACAUAUGCCCACCCAAUACCGUCGUCUGUGAUGGACACAACGAUUGCCAACAGGGCAGCGACGAGACAAUCUGCGUGAGGUUUGGAGAAAGAAAUGAACUGCAGGUCAUGACCUCAAACUCCAACGGCUUCCUUCCCAUCUGCUAUGCUGACUGGAAUCAGAACCUGUCUACCCAGACCUGUCAACAGCUCGGGUUCAGAGGAAGUUACCAGUACGGAGCCAUAAGAUCAACCUCAACAUCAUUUCUCUUUGUGAGCUCUCAAUCUUCAGACACCAUACAGGGAAAGCUUAAAGUCAGCACAUCAUGUCCUGGUCAAAAGACAGCAUCUCUCCGAUGCAGUGACUGCGGGCGUCCAAAGACCAGCUCGCGGAUCAUUGGAGGAAAUGUGGCGGCUCCAGGCCAGUGGCCGUGGCAGGUCAGCCUGCAUUUCAAAGGUUCUCAUGUGUGCGGAGGGUCAGUGGUGUCGCAGGAUUUCAUAGUGAGUGCUGCACACUGCUUUCCCAGCAACCCAGCUUCCUGGCAGUUGCCUGUUAACUGGCGUGUGUACCUGGGUGUGGAAUCACAGUACAUGCUUCCACCACCUCAUUACGUAGCUCACAUCAUUAUACACGAGCUCUACAACCCGCACACACACGACAACGACAUCGCGCUGCUCAAACUCACCAAGCCCAUCAACUUCACUGGUACGGUCCAGCCUGUAUGUCUCCCUACAUAUGACCAAGUUGUUUCUGCAGACACACAAUGCUGGACAACAGGAUUCGGAAUAACACAAGAAGGAGAAACCCUUGGUUCCAGUCAGCUCAUGGAGGUAGCAGUAGAUAUCAUUGACAGACCUUUGUGUGACAACGCCUACAAAGGACUCAUCACUAAUGACAUGCUGUGUGCAGGAGAUAUGAAUGGGGGGAGAGAUGCCUGUCAGGGUGACAGUGGAGGUCCUCUAGUGUGUCAGGAGGGCGAUGGCCGCUGGUAUCUCUAUGGCGUGACGAGCUGGGGGAGUGGGUGUGGCCGCGUGAACAGCCCGGGUGUCUACAGCAAUGUGCACAGCCUUCUCUCAUGGAUCCACAGCAAUAUGGAGCAAGACAGACCAUGAGCACUGUGCUGUCUGAAUGCACUUUACUACAUCUGCAGCGGGAAGCACAAGCCUCCGCUGACAUCGCUUGACAUCACCACCUUCAUCAUGUUAGGAUUUCGUCCUUUUUCCCCCCAUCACGUUUGUGCACUUUAGUUCUGACCGGAGCUGUGUUUUGUUCACUUAUCAUCAGGGAUUGUUUUCAUUUCAGUUCUCUUUUGCACAUGCAUUAAGAUGUGUCACAUUGUGUUGUUUGCACUCUGGUGUUUGUAAGUCAGGUUGAAAAAAAAAGCUUCUAAGUAAAAAGAGGCUUCUUGAAUAUUAUGGUUUAUCCAUGAGUACACAAAUGCCAUCAUUGUAUGUACUGGCUGUAAGGCACCUCCCACAUGAACCUUUGAUUGGCUGACAGGUGAUGUGGUCUCCCCUGAUUGGGUCAAAAAUUGUUUUUAGAAGACUACGGACCUUCCUUGGGUCUGCCGUUGACUUGCUCUGUGGUUCCACUGGUGUCCUCUAGUGCCACAACACCACUUUGGAGUACAUCUUAACUUAAUAAAAGAAUGAAAAGUUGUAGAACUCAUCUUGAAUUCUUUUGUACAAUGGAACUGAAUUGCCAUUCAAACAUUUCAGUUAUGCAGUUACUUCAUUAGCACUGUGAUUGUGAGAGGCUGUGCACUCUAAACACUAAAUAAAGAUUUUCAUUCUAA
Molecule: messenger RNA, 2382 nt
Organism: Pangasianodon hypophthalmus (striped catfish)
Lineage: Eukaryota; Metazoa; Chordata; Actinopteri; Siluriformes; Pangasiidae
Gene: tmprss13b
Product: transmembrane serine protease 13b
Exons: 13
Coding region: 248-1699 (483 amino acids)
Biological process (GO): proteolysis
Cellular component (GO): membrane
Molecular function (GO): protein binding; serine-type endopeptidase activity
Source: RefSeq, a predicted model, not a curated record